AUGUUCCCGGUGCUGAAGGUGAAUGUGUCCGCUGACCCCAACGCCAUGUACUGUCUGCUGGACUUCGUGGCGGCCGACGGCCACCGCUGGAAGUACGUGAACGGGGAGUGGGUGCCGGGCGGCAAGCCCGAGCCGCAGGCGCCCAGCUGCGUCUACAUCCACCCCGACUCGCCCAACUUCGGGGCGCACUGGAUGAAGGCGCCCGUGUCCUUCAGCAAGGUCAAGCUCACCAACAAGCUCAACGGCGGAGGCCAGAUCAUGCUGAACUCCUUGCAUAAGUAUGAGCCUCGAAUCCACAUUGUGCGGGUGGGCGGCCCCCAGCGCAUGAUCACCAGCCACUGCUUCCCCGAGACGCAGUUCAUCGCGGUGACGGCCUACCAGAACGAGGAGAUCACAGCUCUCAAGAUUAAAUACAACCCCUUCGCCAAAGCCUUCCUGGACGCGAAGGAGAGAAGCGACCACAAGGACGCAAUGGACGACCCCGGGGACGGCCAGCAGUCCGGCUUCUCCCAAUCCUAUUCCGACUCCUCGCCUGCCUGCGUGUCCAUGCUCCAGCCCCACGACAACUGGCCGGGCCUCGGGGUGCCCGCCCACGCCCACACCGGCGUGCUGCCCGUGAGCGCCGGCUCCGGCCCACCUGCGGGCGCCAGCCAGUACCCCGGCCUGUGGUCCGUGAGCAGCGGCGCCGGCACACCGGGCGCUCAGCAGGCCUCGAUGCCCAGCGGGCUGGGGGCCCCGUUCUUCCGGGGGCCUGCCCCCCACCCCGCCGCCCUGGGCCCCCCGGGCCCGGCCUCCUCCUCCUCGGGGUCCCCGCUGUAUGACGGGGCCGGCGCCCCAGACGUGCCCGACAGCCAGUACGACACCUCGGAUGUGGCCUGCCUCAUAGCCUCCUGGACGCAAAAGGAAAACCCUGUGAUUCUGAGUCGACGGGAUGAGGAGGUGGAGACGCAGAAGGAGGGAGAUGAGCGAGUCCGUGGCGUGGAGGGAGGGCCCCCAGCACCCGGGGCCACGCCUCUGCUGUGUGGUUUUGGGGUCACUGGCCAGUGGAAGCACGGGGCCGGCACCGACUCACAGGACGCUCCCGGCUCCUGGUUCAAAUUUCACGAGGAGUCAGAGUCCACGGAAAGGGCAGAGACGGCCCAUCGCUCUCAGCAGCUGGUUUUUGACGAAGGUGCCAGGAAGCUCUGUACGCAGCAACUUUGUCAGCAAUUUAUUGAGAUGCAGUUUGACUCUGAUGAGCAAAGAAAAGCUGCCAUCUGCUCGCCAGCGAGCGUCGGGGGCGAGCGCACAGGCUGCCGCCCGCCCGGGCACCCCGACCGCCUGCGUCUCCGCGGGGCGCGGAUCCCACUCCUGGAGCGGCACCCUGGGGACCGCGUCACCUCCCAGCCCCCCUCGUCGCCCCGCAUUCGGGGCAGGGCUGGGGGGCGAGGGCCCCGGAUCCUGAAACUCACCGUGACCCCGCCAUGGACGCGAGCCCGGGCCGCUCCGCCUGCACUUGUCAUCCGCGUGGCCCCGUGGCCCCAGCCCACGCCUGUCAUCCGCGUGGCCCUGUGGCCCCAGCCCGCGCCUGUCAUCUGUGUGGCCCUGUGGCCCCAGCCCGCACCUGUCAUCUGCGUGGCCCCGUGGCCCCAGCCCGCACCUGUCAUCUGUGUGGCCCUGUGGCCCCAGCCCGCACCUGUCAUCGGCCUCCGGAGCGCCUGA
Messenger RNA from Myotis lucifugus (little brown bat), 1701 nucleotides. It is a transcript of the gene TBXT, whose product is annotated as T-box transcription factor T. NCBI's taxonomy places the organism in Eukaryota, Metazoa, Chordata, Mammalia, Chiroptera, Vespertilionidae. Gene Ontology annotation, biological process: positive regulation of DNA-templated transcription; cell fate specification; heart morphogenesis. Gene Ontology annotation, cellular component: nucleus. The record is from RefSeq and is a predicted model, not a curated record. Gene Ontology annotation, molecular function: DNA-binding transcription factor activity, RNA polymerase II-specific; RNA polymerase II cis-regulatory region sequence-specific DNA binding.